This is a messenger RNA of Paramormyrops kingsleyae, 3087 nucleotides long. RefSeq names its product p21 protein (Cdc42/Rac)-activated kinase 2b (gene pak2b). Lineage: Eukaryota; Metazoa; Chordata; Actinopteri; Osteoglossiformes; Mormyridae. The record is from RefSeq and is a predicted model, not a curated record. Gene Ontology annotation, biological process: protein phosphorylation. Gene Ontology annotation, molecular function: ATP binding; protein serine/threonine kinase activity.
CAAAGUGUUUCUAACCCUCUUUAAUCCUAGUAUUAUCUUAAUGCGGAGUUCCAGUGAUUUAUAUACGUCGAUGAUAAACCGUAAAAGUGAUCAGUGUAGAGAUAUUUGCCAGAAAAAUGUUGAAAUGCAGUCGGGGCGUUUUCGGUGUGCUCCGGGACUGGGCUGGGUCGGUAGUUCCGCUUCCCCUCCGCCAUUGCGCUGCUUCCCAGGGCUGGAGUUUAAAGAAUAAAAAAGAAACACGGGGAAAAGCGACCGCAUGUUAAGUUUAUGAGCGGAUACUUUAGUUAAUCUGCGCUUCUGGGGCUGCUGAGAGAGCCAGGUAGGCUGCAGUUUUGCUGGCGAGUUUGCGACGGACUUUGCUGGGCGGCGCCAGUGUGCUUCUGCUGCUCCCCCUCCCCCCUCCCCCCACCGACCCCAGAGGGCCUCUGACAUGUCAGACAACGGGGAGAUGGAGGACAAGCCCCCCGCUCCCCCUGUCAGGAUGAGCAGCACCAUCUUUAGCAGCGGCGGCAAGGACCCCCUGUCGGCCAAUCACAGCUCCAAGCCCCUGCCAUCCGUGCCUGAGGAGAGGAAGCGGAACAAGAUCAUCUCCAUAUUUGGGGUGGAGAAAGGCAGCAAGAAGAAGGAGCGACCCGAGAUCUCACCGCCCUCGGACUUCGAGCACACCAUCCAUGUUGGCUUCGACGCUGUAACGGGGGAGUUUACCGGCAUGCCUGAGCAGUGGGCGCGGCUCCUCCAGACGUCCAACAUCACCAAGUCCGAGCAGAAGAAGAACCCACAGGCUGUACUGGACGUGCUCAAGUUCUACGACUCCACCGGCAACAACAAGCAGAAAUACCUCAGCUUCUCCUCAGAAAAAGACGGGUUUCCAUCAGGUGCUCAGCCGCCUGCCAAGAAGGGCACAGAGCCGUCUGUGGCCCAAUCGCAGGACCUCGACGACGACGAUGAAGAGGCCCCUCCCCCCGUGGUUGCACCGCGGCCGGAGCAUACCAAAUCAGUGUACACACGCUCCGUCAUCGAUCCCAUCCCCCUCCCAACGACGAGCCCAGAGGGUGACGCUGCCAGCAGGGCCGCAGACAAGCAGAAGAAGAAGGGAAAGAUGACGGAUGAGGAGAUCAUGGACAAACUGCGAACCAUUGUCAGUAUCGGAGACCCCAAGAAGAAGUACACGCGAUACGAGAAGAUCGGCCAGGGGGCUUCCGGCACAGUGUUCACAGCUAUCGACGUUGCCACGGGACAGGAGGUGGCUAUCAAGCAGAUCAACCUGCAGAAGCAGCCCAAGAAGGAGCUGAUCAUCAAUGAGAUCCUGGUGAUGAAGGAGCUGAAGAACCCUAACAUCGUCAACUUCCUGGACAGUUUCCUGGUGGGAGACGAGCUCUUCGUAGUGAUGGAGUACCUCGCCGGUGGCUCCCUGACCGAUGUGGUGACAGAGACCUGCAUGGACGAGGCACAGAUUGCUGCUGUGUGUCGAGAGUGUCUUCAGGCCCUGGAGUUCCUACAUGCCAACCAGGUGAUCCAUAGGGACAUCAAGAGUGACAAUGUCCUUUUGGGCAUGGACGGCUCCGUCAAGCUCACCGACUUUGGCUUCUGUGCCCAGAUCACCCCCGAGCAGAGCAAGCGCAGCACCAUGGUGGGCACGCCCUACUGGAUGGCCCCCGAGGUCGUGACCCGGAAGGCCUAUGGCCCUAAGGUGGACAUCUGGUCGCUGGGCAUCAUGGCCAUCGAGAUGGUGGAAGGAGAGCCUCCGUAUCUCAAUGAGAACCCGCUGAGGGCGCUGUACCUGAUUGCCACUAACGGCACCCCAGAGCUGCAGAACCCUGAGAAGCUGUCCCCCAUCUUCCGGGAUUUCCUGAACCGCUGUUUGGAGAUGGAUGUCGAGAAGAGGGGCGGCGGCAAGGAACUUCUGCAGCAUCCUUUCCUGAAGCUGGCUAAGCCCUUGUCCAGCCUGACGCCUCUCAUCCUGGCCGCCAAGGAGGCAAUGAAGAGCAACCGCUAGUCCCCCCCCCAGUUGUCAUGACAGUGCUCAAUCCCCUUCCCCUCACACAUACUCACCCAUGCCAUCAGCAGUUUUAAACUCCUACCAAAAAAUCAGGCCAACACAAAGACUGUAUGGCUGCCCUACCCACCACAAGGGGGAGUGUUCUUCUUUCUUAGCCUUUUCAACCUCUCCCCUGUGACUUCACCCAUUGUGUCGGAGUUCCUGCUUGUAGUCUCGCCCAAGGCAGAAGUUUGCCAGGGGAAAGUGCGCCCUCUUGAGGAAUCCAGAUGUAUUGUUUUUCAUUGGUUCAUCUCCAGCUUACCAGAAUCACUGCCUAGAUUCACGGCUGAUUGCGUGAAACGUGCCUGUUUUUCCUGAUGUCACUGUUUUUUUUUUUUUUGUAUAAAUAAAUAAAAUUUGUUAUUGGUGGUGGUCCUGCCUGGUAGAUCACUACCCCUCACCCUGGGCUUUGUGCCUUCUCGGCCCAGGUCACUGUGGUAAACAAUGCUUGCUGUAAGAUGGAUUUUUAUCUGACUGAGAGCUGGAAUGAGCGCUGAUGAUACACUUCAGUAUUUUGGAAACGUAUUUAUGAGCUACGUAGGAACAUAUUUCUGGCACGUUGCAGAAGGUUUUAUAUUUUGUCCAGCCGCCCCCUUGCCCCCCAUACUAGGACAGCAGGGUUACUUUGUUUCUUUAGUCGGAAAAUUCACAGUUCACGCUUCAAAUGUCACAUUUGGCUGACUCAGAGGUGAAAAAUGAAACUUGUACUGUAUCAGAUGAGUGUUUUCUAAUACGAAGGGAUUCGUCAACGUUGAAAAUAAAACUGUAUGUAUAUUGUGUAUUUUGAAAUGAUGAAAAACAUUAGACCUUAGAAAUCAGGGCUUUUUUUUGUCUAGCGUAUGUAUGUAUGAAUGUGUGUUUUUAACUAACAAUGAAACGGACUACCGCCACGGUAAAGUAUUUGCGUUUUUCUCUUCAUUGUCAUGAUGUGAACAGUGGCCAUGUCUGUAUUUCUCUGUGCAUAGUCCUCUUUUUCUAAACUAAAAGCCUUGUUUCUGCAACAUUGAAAAAAAAAUGCGACCCUGUUAAAUAAAAGUGCAUUUUUUAAA